AUCGUGUUCAACAUCAGUCAGUUUAGAUGAGAUCUUGCAAUUGGUUUUGUCAUUUGGGCUACUGGCUUAGACUGCCUUCUUCUUCUGGCACUGACUUCAAUCACGCUUACUAAAUAAACAACAUCAUAAUUGACUUUAGCUUCGGCUACUGAUCUCGUUUGACGUAGUAUUCACUACACUUCACUGUGUCUUGUGUCAUACAUACAUAUUCGUAUGUACCGUAACAAUAUAUGUAAAAGCGUAAUAGUGAAAAUUAAUUAAAAUUGAUUGUGCUGAUCAUUAGAGGCUUCCUUUCGUGCGAUCCAGGCAUUAAGAUUUCAGUUGUGAUUUAGCCGUUGCAGUGAAUUGUGGGCUAGUUAUUUGUGCAUUCCGCAGAAGUAAAUGUUUCAAGUGAUUAGAAUAAAUAUUAGUUAAUCGUCAAAUACGGGAAUUUUUGUGAUUUAUACUGAAUACUAAACUUUCUAAGUGAAUUUUGAAUUUGCGUUAAAAAAAUGUGUGAAUUCAAAGAAAAGCAAAACAGUAGCGCUCCAGCUGAGAGCACGAAACUUACGAUCGCCACAAUCGAAGGUGGUAAUGUCAUCGCUAGCAUGCCAGAACCUGGAAAAGGCGCUGAAUACUUUGAGAACGCUUUGGAAGCGACGACAUUUGGUAAAUUCAAUUACCUACUCAUAUUGAUAUCCGGUUUGAUACUGGCCAAUGUGCUGCUCGAAACACUCGGCAUCAGCUUCGUAUUGCCCGUUUCACAAUGCGAUCUCAACUUGACGAUACAGGAGCGUGGCAUACUGAGCGCGAUCGGCUUUGCGGGCAUUAUUAGCAGCUCACAUCUUUGGGGUUUCUUGGCAGAUACCACUGGACGCAGAAAUAUUAUACGUCCGACAUUGCUGUUGGGUUUUGUGGUAACGGUGCUUUCGAGUUUCGCCACCAACUUCUGGUUAAUGGUCAUACUGCGUUACAUCAAUGGCUUUUGCAUUUCCGGUGGUUCAGCCACAAUUUAUGCAUUUUUGGGUGAAUUCCACACCGCCAAGAAUCGUUCACGCGCCAUUAUGGGUUCUGCAUUUAUUUUCGGCGUUGGUUCUAUGCUGAUGCCCUGCAUAGCUUGGUUGGUCAUUAAUCAGGAGUGGCGAUUUGUAAUUCCCUACUUGGGCAUCACCUACAAGCCUUGGCGUUUCUUCAUGGUUGUUUGCGGCAUACCCGGUUUCCUGUGUGGCUUGGCGUUGUUCAAGAUACCAGAGAGUCCAAAAUUCUUGCUCAGCCAGGGACAUGAUGAUAAGACACUUGAGAUACUACAAACAAUGUUCCAUGUGAAUACCUGCAGACCACGUGAUGAAUAUCCGAUCUCCCAUGUGAUUGAAGACAUCGACAGCGCCAUGAGUCCGAAAAUCAAGCGUGAACGUAUUUCAAAUCCCGCUGUCGCAUUGCUGCGCUCCAUGUGGGACCAAACACAGCCACUAUUCAAUCGCGAGUACAUGCGCACCACUGUGCUCAUCUGUUCCAUACAGUUUUGGAUAUUCGUUACCUCAAAUGGCAUGUACAUGUGGUUCCCGCACAUCCUCAAUAGCGUCGCCGAGUUUUUGAACGACAAUCCCGGCAAUCGUACCUCUAUGUGCCAAAUCGUGUACAGCAAACAGGAGAACAUUUUCAAUUCGGAGAGCGCACAUGGCGCCGCAACCAGCGAUGGCGUCUCACUAACAGCUUCGCAAUGCAAUGAAAAGUUGGAGAUCUCUACAUAUCAACACUCUCUGGUCUUGGAGGUGCUUUACGCUGUGGGUUUCGCACUCAUCAGCGGGAUCAUCAAUAGAGUGGGCAAAUGCACUAUACUUUUUGUAUGCUUGAGCGCUUGCGGCGUCUGUGGCAUUGCUGCAACUUAUGUCGAUAUACCCAUGGUUGCCGUAUACCUCUACGUAGCCUUACUGCUGUGUGGCUUGGCCAUUAAUGUCUUAAGCGCGGCCACCGUCGAUCUAUAUCCCACAAGAUUAAGAGCUAUGGCUGUUUGUAUUUCUCUCAUGAUGGGUCGCUUGGGCAGUGUUGUGGGCGCCAAUGUGUUUGGUGCGCUUUUAAGUAAUCACUGCGAGACCGCCUUCAUCGUCUCGGGUGUUACUUUGAUAUUAAGUGGCUUCCUUGGAUUCCUCAUUACCAAACCAACCCAAAAGAGCGGGAAGCAGCAAUCUUGGCGCCGCACCAGCCUGGUCUCCAUGACGGGGAACUAACUACAUUAUGUUUUGCCUUUAUGCGCGGCUAUUGAACCACUGAAAAGCUUCGUGCAAAUUGAGAAUUUAUUAGUCGUUAGUAGUGCAUGUUUUAGUGCUUAGUUUGUUAAACAUUGUUGCCUGAUAAGUCUGAUUGUAAACUACAGCAUACCUGAUAGUUGUGUUAGCACUGAGAGUACUAUGUACAAAGGAAAACAUAAUACUUACCAUACUUAUCGUUCUAUUUAGUAAGCACUCGUAGUAAGUAGUUGUAAGAGAUUGCUGUUUUAAAGCAAUAUGUUUUAUGUGUAAGAAUAUUUUGA
This is a messenger RNA of Zeugodacus cucurbitae (melon fly), 2509 nucleotides long. RefSeq names its product synaptic vesicle glycoprotein 2B. The coding region runs from base 492 to 2207 and encodes 571 amino acids. Gene Ontology annotation, molecular function: transmembrane transporter activity. The record is from RefSeq and is a predicted model, not a curated record. NCBI's taxonomy places the organism in Eukaryota, Metazoa, Arthropoda, Insecta, Diptera, Tephritidae. The transcript has 7 exons. Gene Ontology annotation, biological process: transmembrane transport.